This is a messenger RNA of Vavraia culicis subsp. floridensis, 1164 nucleotides long. RefSeq lists its product as uncharacterized. The coding region runs from base 1 to 1158 and encodes 385 amino acids. NCBI's taxonomy places the organism in Eukaryota, Fungi, Microsporidia, Pleistophoridae. Gene Ontology annotation, cellular component: ribosome; cytosolic large ribosomal subunit. Gene Ontology annotation, molecular function: RNA binding; structural constituent of ribosome. The transcript has a single exon. Gene Ontology annotation, biological process: ribosomal large subunit assembly; translation. The record is from RefSeq and is a predicted model, not a curated record.
AUGUCCUGCAGAAAAUACGAGGCGCCCCGUCACGGAUCGCUGGCAUACUGCCCGAAGAGACGUGCAAAACAGAUAAGACAGCCCUCUCCAGCACCUCCACGUGAUUGUCCAACGGAUAAGCCGCAUCUUACGUCUUUUCUGGCGUACAAGGCGGGUAUGACACACAUCCUGCGGAUCACAACCAGGAAGAGCAACGAUAAGAAGGCACGCGAGAUAAGGAAGGAGGUUGUGGAUGCCGUGUCCAUUUUGGAGGCACCGGAGAUGCGUGUGUAUGGCAUACGCCUGUACGCCAAGGGUGUGCGUGGACUGGUCCUGAAGGAGGAAUACGUAACAAAGAAUAUGAGCGAAUGCCUGUUGGCACGUAUGGUGCGCAGAUACCACCGCAGCGGGCUUAAGAAGAAUUUCAAGACCAAGGAAAAUGCGGAAGAGAACGUGAACGAGAUCGGUGCACAAUUCGAGAAGUACUAUGGAACGAGUGGUGUGGUGGUGAAGGUGCUUGUGCACACAAAGAUCAAUAUGAUAAAGUUGGACAGCAAGAAGGCGCACGUUCUUGAGGUGCAGGUGAAUGGUGGCACAGUUGAGGACAAAGUGCAGUAUGCGCUCUCCAUCUUCAACAAGGACGUCAAAAUCGGAGAGGUGUUUGAUGAGCAGGAGCUGAUCAGCAUAUGUGGUGUGACGAAGGGAAAGGGCUUUACGGGUGUAGUGAAACGCUUUGGUGUGCGUAUUCUGCCCAGGAAGAGCAAUAAAGGCAUUCGUAAGGUAGCAUGCAUCGGUGCAUGGCACCCUGCAGGCGUGUUACGCACGGUGGCACGUGCUGGGCAGAUGGGCAGCUUCAAAAGAACGCUCAUGAACAAAAAAGUGCUCAAAAUUGGCAACGCCAUGCAGUCCGUCCAGACAGAAUUCGAUCUCACCAAUAAAACGAUAAAUCCGAUGGGAGGUUUCAUAAAUUACGGAAUGGUUAAGAACGAUUACCUGAUGGUUAAGGGGCCAUGUGUGGGUCCUGUCAAGAGAGUGAUUACGCUUUGCAAGAGCUACAGCGAGACCAGGAAGUUGAGGAAUGUCGAAAGCAUUGAUAUCAAGUUCAUCGAUACGAGCAGUAAAAUGGGACAUGGAAGGUUCCAGACCGUAGGAGAGAAGGCGAGCUACUAUUCGAAAUAAAGCGGA